CUCCCAGCCUCGAGCCCACACCUCGGCGCCCCACGGCCACCGGAGGCGGGGACAGGGAGUCCGGGGCAGGCCGGGCCGGGGGAUCUGCGGCGGCGGCGCGAGCUUAACUCCCGCCAGAGCCGGGAAAGAGCCCCGAGCCGAGGAAGAAGGGAGCGGGGACCUGCCCUCCGCCUGCCGGCUUCUGGAAGAAGCGUCUCCUGUUCCGGCCCUGGAAUAAGAAACCCGUACCUCGUCCGCCCGACUCCGCGAUGCUGCAGGUUCAGAAUGGAGCUCAGAUACCAGACCCCAAAGAUGCUGGCAGAGACAUUCUGACUCAUUAAGGGAGAGCUGAGUGAUAGCAGAGGGGUGACAUCAGCCUUGCAGACACUGCCCUGAGGAAUUCCGAGCACUGUUGCUCACAGCACCGCCUGGCCAUAUGGAGACCACCAUGGGGUUCAUGGAUGACAAUGUCACCAACACCUCCAGCAGUUUCCUUUCUGCACUCAACCCUCGUGGAGCCCAUGCUGCUUCCUUUCCAUUCAACUUCAGCUAUGGCGACUAUGAUAUGCCUUUGGAUGAAGACGAGGAUGUGACCAAUUCCCGGACAUUCUUUGCUGCUAAGAUUGUCAUUGGCAUGGCCCUGGUGGGCAUCAUGCUGGUCUGCGGCAUUGGCAACUUCAUCUUUAUUGCUGCCCUGGUACGCUACAAGAAGCUGCGCAAUCUCACCAACCUGCUUAUUGCCAACCUGGCCAUCUCUGACUUCCUGGUGGCUAUUGUCUGCUGCCCCUUUGAGAUGGACUACUACGUGGUGCGCCAGCUCUCCUGGGAGCAUGGCCACAUCCUGUGCACCUCUGUCAACUACCUGCGCACUGUCUCUCUCUACGUCUCCACCAAUGCCCUGCUGGCCAUCGCCAUUGACAGGUAUCUGGCUAUUGUCCACCCGCUGAGACCACGGAUGAAGUGCCAGACAGCCACUGGCCUGAUUGCCUUGGUGUGGACGGUGUCCAUCCUGAUUGCCAUUCCUUCCGCCUACUUCACCACCGAGACGGUCCUCGUCAUUGUCAAGAGCCAGGAAAAGAUCUUCUGUGGCCAGAUCUGGCCUGUGGACCAGCAGCUCUACUACAAGUCCUACUUCUUGUUUAUCUUUGCCAUCGAGUUCGUGGGCCCCGUGGUCACCAUGACCCUGUGCUAUGCCAGGAUCUCCCGGGAGCUCUGGUUCAAGGCGGUCCCUGGGUUUCAGACCGAGCAGAUCCGCAAGCGGCUGCGCUGCCGCAGGAAGACGGUCCUGGUGCUCAUGUGCAUCCUCACCGCCUACGUGCUGUGCUGGGCCCCCUUCUACGGCUUCACCAUCGUGCGCGACUUCUUCCCCACCGUGUUCGUGAAGGAGAAGCACUACCUCACCGCCUUCUACAUCGUCGAGUGCAUCGCCAUGAGCAACAGCAUGAUCAACACCCUGUGCUUCGUGACUGUCAAGAACAACACAGUCAAGUACUUCAAAAAGAUCAUGUGGCUCCACUGGAAGUCUUCUUACAAUGGUAAGUCCAGCGCAGACCUGGACCUCAAGACAAUCGGGAUGCCUGCCACUGAAGAGGUGGACUGCAUCAGACUGAAAUAACCCCCUGGACUUGGCCUAGUUUAAACACAAGGCAGCAUCCUGGGGACACUGACCAGUGUGCUUGGAUGCACAUCAACCUGAAACUUUUUUUUGCUACAGAGGGCAAAAUAAAUGGACCACUCUGUGAACAGUGUUCAUGGAGCUCAGCAUUUCUAAAAUGCACGUGACCAGACACUAUCGCCAGUGGCAUUUGUUGAAUGUCUAAUUUGUACACCAGUAGGUACUGGUAAGACCUAUGUAUGUUGAUGACAUUUAGUUGGCAAAAUGAAAUUUAAAUUAAACCAAGGAAAAUGUGUGCUGUAGAUAUAAAUAAGGGAGUUUCCACCAAAGAACGGAGUAGUUAUCUAGGACUGCAGUACAUGUGUUCAUAGUGUGAGGUUAUCUCUGAGCCAUCCAGCUACUCAUCAGACACAGAUCUAGCUCACCUCUGGGAAUGCUCUUCAGCUGGAGGUCACGCCUAACCUUUGCAAGGCUGGAGCAAGAAUACAGAAGAGACACUAGGCUCCUUCUGAAGACCUUCUCUCAUUUCUCAUGGCAAGGAGCCUUACAUGCAUAUGCAUUGACAUCACAGUAUUCAUGGCCAAGUUCUGUGCAAACGCUUCCUCCCAUGCUGCUCUAUGGCCACCCUCAGGCCCAGAGCUCUGCACAUAGGUGAUAAGGCUCUUGUUCAGAAGGACUGACUUGGGGAAGAAGACACAUAGACCCUGGAUGCCAUUUGGACAGGGAAUUAUGGGGUUCUGGGUACCUGGAGAAAGUCCAGAGGGGUUAGCCUGGAUUCAGGGUAGUCAUGUGCCCUGGUUCCAUGGACCUUUUGCCUUCAAUGGGGAGGGAGGUGCAGUUGGGAGAGAGUCAAAACAGGAAGGCAAAAGUGGAAGCAUGUGGGGCUCAAUGCAGCUCAGGGCAGGGGCUCAGGCUCUCCAGUAUACUGAUAAUACUGUUCCCACCUGUUAUUUCAGUUUGGGCCAAUUAGGUUCCCCUUAAGUCCUUCCCUUCCCUCUCAUGCCUCCAUGUUUGUGAAGCAUAGGAUCUUUGAAAGUGGUCACAGUACCUCCUGGAUGUGGCCUUUAUUCAUUUUUCUAUUUUCACCAGCUCUCAAAUGUAAGUGAUGAAGAGUUCUCUCCUAACCAGAGAGUGUGAUAAGGAAUCCUCAUUGAUAUGAUUCGAGGGCAAGAUAUCCUUGUUACUGGUGCCUGAACCCCAUCCUAGUCAUUGUUUCUUUGGAUUAAGACUUGCGGGCCGGGCACGGUGGCUCAAGCCUGUAAUUCCAGCACUUUGGGAGACUGAGGCGGGUGGAUCACGAGGUCAAGAGAUCGAGAUCAUCCUGAUCAACAUGAUGAAACCCGGUCUUUACUAAAAAUACAAAAAAUUAGCUGGGCAUGGUGGUGCAUGCCUGUAAUCCCAGCUACUCAGGAGGCUGAGGCAAGAGAAUUGCCUGAACACAGGAGGCGGAGGUUGCAGUGAGCCGAGAUCGUGCCAUUGCACUCAAGCCUGGGUAACAAAAGUGAAACUCUGUCUCAAAAAAAGACUUGCUUUGCUUCUAAAAUAGGGGUCCUCUUGGGAGGGAUAAGCCACACAUUCCUAGUCCUCACUGUGAAUGAAGUCAUGUGAUCCACUGGCAGGGGAUGCAGGUCAGAUGUAUCUUCCAGAAGACCGUGGAAACCUUGGCACCCAAGAAAGAAGGGGACAUACAGAUGGGUAGUGUCAAACCAAACAGUGAGCUUCAGUGACCCUAAAGGCUUAUUGAAGACUCAUCCCACUUUCUAACCUACCUCCUUUGUUUGAUGUUUUGAGUUUUGGAGUUUGGUAUUUUGGAACUGAAAGAUCUGAGAGCCAGCCUUGACUCUGUCACCUAUGUAACCCUGAGCAAAUCCUCUCUGAGGGGACAAAAGUAACACCUGUGAUUCCUUCCAACAGAGUGGCUGUGAGAAGCCAAUGAGACAAUUCAUGGAAGAUGCUUUCAACCACACAAGUUGCCAAAAGGAUGGACUAGGAACUGUGCUUAGUCUGCCUGGACAAGAAAAACCUCUUUCUUUGACUUGUGUAUCCAGAAACCUGGCUGUCUCCACUUUCAUUUUCCUUUGUGUGAAUUAUUGCUUGGUACUUCUUACAGUGCUGUAUGCAUUAUGUGCCUAAUAACAUGGUUAUACAAACAAGGCCAUGAGAUUUGCUGGUAGAUGCAUGAAGGAAAGGGUGGCUGAGUCUUCAGUCAGAAGAUGAGUUUAGGGUUUUGGAAACUCCAUAAUUGGAGCAUCUUUGUGAUCCUGGAAGUACUGAUUAUUUUCCCAUGCCUGUUCCCAGCUAGCAUGAAUCUGGGCAAUGGGAUAGUUUUUUUCUCAAUCUGUUUUUAUUCUCACGAGUGUGCAGAGCUAUAGCGUGGAGUUGUCUUUUUCUUAUCUGAGAGCAGCACACUUACAAGUUUAUUUAAGUAGCCCCUGUGUGGCAUGUUCCCUCCAAAUAUAGUCAAUGCCUUAUUUUUGGCAGCAAAAUUUACUUUGUAGAGUAACUUUAUUUCCCUGAAAGAUGCAUUUCAAAAACCUACUUAUUUCUUCCCAUUUAUCACCCAACAGACUUACCCUACAAUUUACUCUGAAUGCUCUUGGAGAAUAAAAUUAAUUAAAAUAUUAGCUUGAACCAAACAGGCAUUGGAAGGCCAUUUAAAUUUUUUUCAUAUAAAAUCAUAUAUUACAUUCUUAAAUCUGGAAGGUUAGCAUUUGGAUUAAAAAGUUAACAAUGAUAUAAUUUAUUGUCAUUAUGUUCACCCCUUUCAUUAAGAGUGCAAAACAAGAGUUGAUUGUAUUAAAUAGGAGCUCUUUAUAUUCGACAACCAACCCCCCUCUGCUUUUCAGCCUAAAGUGUGUCAAUUUUUCACUCAACUAUCUGUAAUACUUCCCGAUAUUAGUGUCUGCUUGUAAUUUUAUAGUGAAUGAGAGUGCUGUGUUGUUAUCAAGUGAAAUGAAAAUACCUGUAUGUGUAGAAAA
Callithrix jacchus (white-tufted-ear marmoset) is the source of this 4572-nucleotide messenger RNA. It is a transcript of the gene PROKR1, whose product is annotated as prokineticin receptor 1. Gene Ontology annotation, biological process: neuropeptide signaling pathway. Gene Ontology annotation, cellular component: plasma membrane. Gene Ontology annotation, molecular function: neuropeptide Y receptor activity. The record is from RefSeq and is a predicted model, not a curated record. Lineage: Eukaryota; Metazoa; Chordata; Mammalia; Primates; Cebidae.